Malaya genurostris is the source of this 4059-nucleotide messenger RNA. RefSeq lists its product as uncharacterized. The coding region runs from base 18 to 3509 and encodes 1163 amino acids. Gene Ontology annotation, molecular function: nucleic acid binding. Gene Ontology annotation, biological process: DNA integration. The record is from RefSeq and is a predicted model, not a curated record. Lineage: Eukaryota; Metazoa; Arthropoda; Insecta; Diptera; Culicidae. The transcript has 2 exons.
UGUGUCAGUGUGAGGUUAUGCACACUGAGAUGAAACAAUAUCUUUCUUUAGACAGUCUUGGCAUCUAUGCUCCUAGUAAGUCGUUUUUAUCUAAAGAUGACGAACGCGCCAUGGAACUACUAAAAUCGGGUACAGUCUUCGACGGUAAGCAAUAUACUACGGGGUUACUUUGGAAAUUCGAUAAUAUUCAGUUACCAGAUUCCAAAGUAAUGGCUCUGAGAAGAUUACAGUGCCUAGAAAAAAGGAUGAUACGCGAUCCAAAAUUAGCAGAUGCCCUGCAAACCAAAAUUGAAGACUAUAUACAAAAGGGAUACAUUCGGAAACUAACAGAGGAAGAAGACCAAACUUAUGUUGACCGUGUCUGGUACUUACCAAUAUUUGUAGUAACGAACGAAAACAAACCAGGAAAACUCCGUAUCGUAUGGGACGCUGCAGCAACGGUACAAGGAGUGUCACUGAAUACGUUCCUUCUGAAAGGACCAGAUCAGCUCUCAUCGCUACUCCACGUUCUUUUCCGAUUUAGAGAGUUUCGCAUUGCAGUAACAGGUGACAUACGAGAAAUGUUCCACCAAGUCGGAGUACACCACGAGGAUCAACACUGUCAACGUUUUUUGUGGAACGACGGUCAUCCUGGUCGAACACCUUCAGUUUACGUCAUGCAGGUGAUGACGUUUGGUGCUAGUUGUUCUCCCAGCUGUGCACAGUUUGUGAAGAACACCAACGCAGAACGGUUCGCAAAAAACUUUCCCGCUGCAGUUAAUGCCAUUAUCAACGACCACUAUGUCGAUGACAUGUUGAGCAGUGUCGAAACAGAGCAAGAAGCAAUCGAGCUAGCGAUCAGCGUACGAUACAUUCAUGCGCAAGGUGGGUUCGAAAUAAGAGGCUGGAGGUCAAAUUCGAGUCACGUGAUGGACGCGCUGAACGAGCAACGCAAGAACGAGAAGCAUAUAAACAUAUCAUCACAUCUGUCAAUGGAAAAAGUACUGGGCAUGUGGUGGAAUUCUCACUCCGAUACAUUCACGUUCAAACUACCUACUAAGCCAGAUAAAGAAUUACUCAGUGGCCAACGUGUACCGACCAAAAAAGAGGUGGUGCGAGUCUUGAUGUGCAUCUACGACCCGUUAGGGUUUAUCGCUAACGUGCUUAUGUUUCUCAAAAUUCUGAUCCAAGAUAUUUGGCGCUCAGGCAUUGACUGGGACGAGAUGAUCACAACAGAACAAUUUGAACGAUGGCACACCUGGUUAAGUGUUAUCAAAAAUGUGGAAACAGUAUCAGUCCCAAGAUGUUAUCGCCUAGUUACUCCAUACUCGCAGCGAACGAUUAUCCAACUGCACACCUUUGUAGAUGCUAGCAUAAACGGUAUGGCAGCGGUAUCCUACUUGCGAUUCCAAGAAUAUGAAACAAUCGAAUGCGCAUUCGUUGCAGCAAAAACACGGGUAGCACCAAACAAACUGAUUUCGAUUCCCCGGCUGGAACUGCAAGCAGCCGUCAUCGGAUCUCGUCUAGCGCAAACAAUCACUGCUAGCCAUCGGAUCAAAAUCAACCAACGUUUUUUUUGGACCGACGCCCGAGACGUUUUAUGCUGGCUACACUCCGAUCAUAGACGUUAUAGCCCAUUCGUCGGUUUUCGUAUUGGAGAGAUCCUAGAUAACACCGCAAUAUCUGAAUGGCGCUGGGUACCCACCAAAUUGAACCCAGCAGACGACGGGACAAAGUGGCAGAAGACUCCUGAUUUCUCUUCAAACAGUCGAUGGCUUCGAGGACGUGGCUUCAUCUGGGAGAAUCAAACUGAGUGGCCUGUAAUGCCGACACAUAUCGGAACAACUUCGCUAGAAUUGAAGCACUCUGUCGGACUACAUAGAGUCACUACACCAGUAGUAAAUUGUGAAAAUUUCUCUACAUGGGUUGGCCUUCUGCGUCAUGUAGCAUAUAUUAAACGUUACAUCCGUAACCUCAAGGCUACUAAGGAUAGAGUUACACUUUCUCUUGGUGAGCUAACACAGGAAGAAUUAUUGCUGUCGGAAUCAUACCUUUACAGACUGGCCCAAAGUUCAGUUUAUCUCGAGGAAAUAGCCAUUCUAGUCAAGUCCGCUUCAAAUAACCAUGUGAAUAGCCAUCGAAUACCCAAAAGCAGUCCUAUUUAUAAACUUUCACCAUAUCUCGACGAUUCAGAUGUGCUACGAAUGCGGGGAAGGACGAGUGCUUGUGAGUAUUCCACUCCAGACGCUAGCUGUCCUAUUAUUCUACCUCGAAACCAUCAUAUAACGGAUCUCAUAGUACGAGAAAUGCACCUACGUUAUCAUCACCUCAACCACGAGACAGUCGUAAACGAGCUUCGACAAAAGUACCUCAUUCCAAAGCUGCGUCGUGUAUGCUACAGGGUUCGAAGUACAUGCCAAACCUGUAAAAAUCGUCUUGCUCAUCCUGCUCCUCCUCUCAUGGCUGAUCUUCCCUCAAUGAGACUAACUGCCUUUGUGCGACCAUUUUCCUACACUGGUGUAGACUACUUUGGUCCGAUGUCUGUUGCUGUUGGUCGAAGAGUGGAGAAGCGCUGGGGAGUCCUGCUCACAUGUCUGGUUACGCGAGCUAUUCACAUCGAGAUUGCACACUCUCUCAACACAGACUCCUGCAUACUAGCUCUGCGCAACUUCAUGGCCUUGCGAGGAACACCUUUGGAGCUAUCUAGUGACCAGGGCACCAACUUUAUCGGUGCAAGUCGUGAACUGAAAGAGGCAUUACGGAAAAUUGACCAGAACCAGCUUAUAAAGGAAUUCACCACCCCCAACACCAAAUGGUCAUUUAAUCCUCCGGCCUCUCCGCAUAUGGGAGGUAGCUGGGAGAGACUUGUACAAUCUGUAAAAAAAAUUCUCAAUCAGAUGAAACUUCCGCGUAAUCCAACCGAUGAAGUUUUAAGAAACACGCUCUUGGAAAUUUCAAACAUUAUUAACUCACGGCCUCUCACCUACAUUCCUGUCGAUGAUGAGAGUCCAUACGCACUAACACCCAAUCACUUUCUGCUUGCCUCAUCGAGCGGGCUCAAACCGCUCAUACCAUUCGAUGACGGUCCGGCAGCACUGAAAAGAAACUGGAAGGCGUCGCAAAUCUACGCGAACGCAUUCUGGAAACGGUGGGUUAAGGAAUACCUGCCUACCAUACGUCGUCGUUCAAAGUGGCAUCAACACGUAAAACCCAUUCAAAUCGGAGAUGUUGUUGUUAUUGCUGACCCGGAGCUUCCCCGUAACUGUUGGCCGAUUGGAAGAGUUGUGGCAGUCAAUAAGAGUGAUAAAGAUGGACAAGUUCGUAGCGCUGUUGUAAAAACCAACGAACGGUAUUACGAGCGACCUGCAACCAAAAUUGCAGUUCUCGAUGUUGGAGUUAACGAAAGUAAGCUGGACGAUGUCUCCAGCGUACUGGGGGGGAGUGUUACGCCCUUUGCCGAGAUCACAUCACCGAAACGCAACCGCACCUCGCCACGUACGAGGGAUCAGCACCCAACACAACAUAACUAGAAACUAAGCACGAACACUAUUAGCCUUGGCGCCAAUUUGUAUAGGCAGACCUAGUUAGAAUUAGUGAACAAUCGAUAUCUGUUGAAUGCACAUACAACUGUGAGUUCAGUCUGCUCGCAACGCUAGCAAGUUUAGUAAAACUUUAACAAUAUAAUUGGCCUUACCGUAUCUAUUGUCAGGAACUAUUGUGAAAUUGCUUAAAACCGUGAAUAACAUCUAAGGUUUCUAUUUAGGGUUAUAAUUGCCACGUGUGAUAUGUGGGUCCGAUAUCUAUGAAUAUCAGUCCGUAUUUGAUGAGCAUUGAGAUAAUUCUAGCAGGUAUCAUUUCCUUUCACUAAAUCUUCCUUGGGUUUCAUAAAUACAUAUUACUGCACCUACAGUUUGCCACAUUUAACUACUGUUGAUACUCAUAUUCCGGUCGUUAAUAGGAGAGUAAGGCACUAAACGUAAGUCAAGUACAUCUUCUAACAUAUCUUUGUAAUUACCAAAAAUGUAUUGCAGGGAAAAUUUAAUUCGUCUGAAUAAACGUAUUAGAAUUCUGGAAACGCCU